This is a messenger RNA of Mustela lutreola (European mink), 3563 nucleotides long. RefSeq names its product basic helix-loop-helix ARNT like 1 (gene BMAL1). The transcript is spliced from 21 exons. Bases 627 to 2507 code for a protein of 626 amino acids. Gene Ontology annotation, molecular function: protein dimerization activity; RNA polymerase II cis-regulatory region sequence-specific DNA binding; DNA-binding transcription factor activity, RNA polymerase II-specific. NCBI's taxonomy places the organism in Eukaryota, Metazoa, Chordata, Mammalia, Carnivora, Mustelidae. Gene Ontology annotation, cellular component: transcription regulator complex; cytoplasm; aryl hydrocarbon receptor complex. Gene Ontology annotation, biological process: regulation of transcription by RNA polymerase II; circadian rhythm. The record is from RefSeq and is a predicted model, not a curated record.
CGGAUUGGUCGGAAAGUAGGUUAGUGGUGCGACAUUUAGGGAAGGCAGAAAGUAGGUCAGGGACGGAGGUGCCUGUUUACCCGCGCCGGACUCACCGCCGCCGCCGCCGCGGGAUCCGAGUGGGGGCGCGGACGCGGGCGCUCCCGCGAGCCACGGUGACAUCUUUCUGGAAUCAAGCAGUUGGAUAUAUCCUACUAGCCAGGAGUUGAGAGGAGAGGUCCGGGCUUGGAAAGAAAUCUGGGCGUCAUCUUCAGCAUACAAAUGAUACCUGAAUCCCAGACACUAGGUGGUGCUGGCUGGAGUGCACACUUUUGGACCCAAACUUAAGUUUUCAAAUGUGGACUCCUAGAUCUUCACUGGUUUCUAGAAGAUGUUGAGUGCCUGAAAGGAAACGACAAACCAUGAAAACCGCUUUGAGGUGACCCAUCAGUCCAGUGGUCCCUUGCUCCUCCCAAGGUGGAUCUGAGCUUCAAGAACUCUAACUUCAGAUGAAGGAACUUGAGCCCAGAGAGAGGGAGUGACAGCCCCGGUCACGUGGUGUGGACCUGGGACCCCGUCCGUGGGCAGAGCGCGGCCCUCUUCCACUUGGUUUGGAGUCGAAGUCCCUUGCAAGUUCCAGACCUCCGAUGGCUGACCAGAGAAUGGACAUUUCUUCGACAAUCAGUGACUUCAUGUCCCCGGGCCCUACCGACCUACUCUCCAGCCCCCUCGGCUCCAGUGGCAUGGAUUGUAACCGCAAACGGAAAGGCAGCUCUACCGACUACCAAGAGAGCAUGGACACAGACAAAGAUGACCCUCACGGAAGGUUAGAAUACACAGAGCACCAAGGAAGGAUCAAAAAUGCAAGGGAAGCCCACAGUCAGAUCGAAAAGCGGCGUCGGGAUAAAAUGAACAGUUUCAUUGACGAACUGGCUUCUUUGGUGCCCACAUGCAAUGCCAUGUCCAGGAAAUUAGAUAAACUUACUGUGCUGAGGAUGGCCGUUCAGCACAUGAAAACAUUACGAGGUGCCACCAACCCAUAUACAGAAGCAAACUACAAACCAACUUUUCUGUCAGAUGAUGAAUUGAAACACCUCAUUCUCAGGGCAGCAGAUGGAUUUUUGUUUGUCGUAGGAUGUGACCGAGGGAAGAUCCUCUUCGUCUCCGAGUCUGUCUUCAAGAUCCUCAACUACAGCCAGAAUGAUCUGAUCGGUCAGAGUUUGUUUGACUACCUGCACCCUAAAGAUAUCGCCAAAGUGAAGGAGCAGCUCUCGUCCUCAGACACGGCACCCCGGGAGCGGCUCAUAGAUGCAAAAACUGGACUUCCAGUUAAAACAGAUAUAACCCCUGGGCCAUCUCGAUUAUGUUCUGGAGCACGACGUUCUUUCUUCUGUAGGAUGAAGUGUAACAGGCCUUCAGUAAAGGUGGAAGACAAGGAUUUCCCCUCAACCUGCUCAAAGAAGAAAGCAGAUCGAAAGAGCUUCUGCACCAUCCACAGCACAGGGUACCUGAAGAGCUGGCCGCCCACAAAGAUGGGGCUGGACGAGGACGGCGAACCGGACAACGAGGGCUGUAACCUCAGCUGCCUGGUCGCCAUCGGACGCCUGCAUUCGCACGUGGUCCCGCAGCCAGCGAACGGGGAGAUCAGAGUGAAGUCCAUGGAGUACGUGUCCCGGCACGCCAUAGAUGGGAAGUUUGUUUUUGUAGACCAGAGGGCAACAGCUAUUUUGGCAUAUUUACCACAAGAACUUCUAGGCACAUCAUGUUACGAAUAUUUCCACCAAGAUGACAUAGGACACCUCGCAGAAUGUCAUAGGCAAGUUUUACAGACGAGAGAAAAGAUUACGACGAAUUGCUAUAAGUUUAAAAUCAAAGAUGGUUCUUUCAUCACACUGCGGAGUCGAUGGUUCAGUUUCAUGAACCCUUGGACCAAGGAAGUAGAAUACAUUGUCUCAACCAACACUGUUGUUUUAGCCAACGUCCUGGAAGGCGGGGACCCAACCUUCCCGCAGCUCACAGCGUCCCCCCACAGCAUGGACAGCAUGCUGCCCUCUGGAGAAGGUGGCCCAAAGAGGACCCACCCCACUGUUCCAGGGAUUCCAGGGGGAACCAGAGCUGGGGCAGGCAAAAUAGGUCGAAUGAUUGCUGAAGAAAUCAUGGAGAUCCACAGAAUAAGAGGGUCAUCACCUUCCAGUUGUGGCUCCAGCCCAUUAAAUAUCACAAGUACACCUCCCCCUGAUGCCUCUUCUCCAGGAGGCAAGAAGAUUUUAAAUGGAGGGACCCCAGACAUUCCUUCCAGUGGCCUACUACCAGGGCAGGGUCAGGAAAACCCGGGCUAUCCAUAUUCUGAUAGUUCCUCUAUUCUUGGUGAGAACCCUCACAUAGGCAUAGACAUGAUAGAAAACGACCAAGGCUCAAGUAGUCCCAGUAAUGAUGAAGCAGCAAUGGCUGUCAUAAUGAGUCUCUUGGAAGCAGAUGCUGGGCUGGGUGGUCCUGUUGACUUUAGUGACUUGCCGUGGCCACUGUAAACACUACAUGUUGCUUUGGCAACAGCUACAGUAUCAAAGUGCAUUACUGGUGGAGUUUUACAGUCUGUGAAGCUUACUGGAUAAAAAGAGAACAGCUUUUAUGUACUGUCCUCAUAAAAGCCAUCUCAGAGCCAUUGAUACAAGUCAAUCUUACUAGUGUAACUUCAGACAAAGUGGAACUAAGCCUGCUCCAGUGUUUCCUCAUCAUUGAUUAUUGGGCUAGCUGUGGAUAGCUUGCAUUAAUUGUAUAUUUUGGAUUCUGUUUGUGUUGACUUUUUUAAUCAUCGUGCACAGAAGCAUCAUUGGUAGCUUUUAUAUGCAAAUGGUCAUUUCAGAUGUAUGGUGUUUUUACACUACAAAGAAGUCCCCCAUGUGGAUAUUUCUUAUACUAAUUGUAUCAUAAAGCCGUUUAUUCUUCCUUGUAAGAAUCCUUUCCUAUAAAUAUGGGUUAAAGUAUAAUGUAUUAGACAGUUAAAUAUUUUUAAUAAAUGUUUCCCUUGUUCUAUAAAUACUGUUAAAAUCCUAUGUGCUGCAGGGCUGGAUCCGUUUUCUACCAUGGCUGUUUCAGGACAAUCCAUGCCAAUAACAUUUACAGUGCCUUUCUGGCCUUCAAUAACCGUUCCAGGACUUACAUAAUUUCCCUGUUAGUAGCUAGCUGUGCUAUUAAAAAUCGUUAAUCUCCAAAUUAUUGCAACUUUACGUGAACAUAGUGAUGUUACUGCUUAAACACGUAUUUCAAAUUCUAUGAAAUUACAAAUUCAAGAUUAGGUGUAACAUAUGGACUUCUUUCCUACAGCUCCUCUCCGCUCCCAGUAGUGUGGUUCACACAUUAAGUGUGUGACCCAAAGCACCUAAGUACUACCACUUUCUUCUUGAGUUGGGCUACAGAGUAUUUUUGUAAAAAAGCAUUUGCACAAAUAGUUUGCCAAGAAGAACAGUACAGUAUAAUGGACAAAACACUGAACCAGUGUCAGAAAUUGGUUCUGAAACUUAAGGUUAUCCUGUAACCUAGUAAAGUUGUUUCACCCUUUCUUUUUUCAGUCAAACAUUACUGUG